Theobroma umbraticum is the source of this 1953-nucleotide messenger RNA. Its product is annotated as amino acid transporter AVT6C-like. Gene Ontology annotation, molecular function: L-amino acid transmembrane transporter activity. Gene Ontology annotation, cellular component: membrane. Gene Ontology annotation, biological process: amino acid transmembrane transport. NCBI's taxonomy places the organism in Eukaryota, Viridiplantae, Streptophyta, Magnoliopsida, Malvales, Malvaceae. The record is from RefSeq and is a predicted model, not a curated record.
UUCUCCAUUAUCUGAUGAGUAAUCUAAUUCCAUACUUACCCUUCAUUAGAUUGUCCUGAAUUAAUCACAUGUACUGUCACCUGAUGACAUUUUUGGCAUUUGGGCUAACCUACCACGGACCCCAUCAUAUGUAUAUAGACAAAUCCAAUGUGUAAUUACUAACAACAAGACAACAGAUUAUAAUACUUCCUCUAGCCGGAAAAGUUUCGUCUUCCAAUAUGUCGCCGGCGGCUGGAGUAAACGUACCGCUUCUUCCGGAGAGUAAGCAGCCAGCAAAGCAUGCAUCUGUGUCUGGUGCUGUGUUUAACGUGUCCACCAGCAUUAUUGGUGCCGGAAUUAUGUCAAUCCCGGCAACACUCAAGGUGUUAGGUGUGGUUCCAGCAUUUCUGUUGAUUGUGGUUAUAGCUUGGCUGGCAGAUAUCUCAGUUGAAUUUUUGAUGAGGUACACACAUGCCGGGGACUCGACUACGUAUGCUGGUGUCAUGAGGGAGUCAUUUGGGAGGGUGGGAUCGGUCCUGGUGCAAAUAUGUGUCAUGAUCACCAAUCUUGGAUGCUUGAUCAUUUAUUUGAUUAUUAUAGGGGAUGUUCUGUCGGGAAACCAACCAGAAGGAUCAGUUCACUUGGGUGUUUUGCAACAAUGGUUUGGCAUUCACUGGUGGAACUCGCGUGCUUUCGCUCUCCUCUUCACCCUUGUCUUCAUUCUGCUUCCAUUGGUUUUGUUCAGGCGCGUAGAAUCAUUGAGGUACAGUUCUGCAAUAUCAGUUUUUCUUGCUGUGCUGUUUGUUGCCAUUAGUUCAGUGAUGGCAAUUUUGGCACUCUUGGAAGGGAAAACGAAGAGUCCGAGACUGCUGCCCGAAUUGGACAACAAAACUUCCUUCUUUGACCUCUUCACUGCUGUCCCAGUAAUUGUAACAGCUUUCACAUUCCAUUUCAAUGUUCAUCCAAUUGGCUUUGAGAUGGGCAAACCUUCUGAUAUGAUAUCAGCAGUCCGAAUUUCAUUGGUUCUAUGUGCUGCCAUAUACUUCACCAUAGGGGUCUUUGGAUACCUUCUAUUUGGUGAUUCAAUCAUGCCGGAUAUACUUGUCAAUUUUGAUCAAAAUUCUGGUUCAGCAGUCGGCUAUUUACUCAAUGACAUAGUUCGAUUGAGCUAUGCAUUUCACCUCAUGCUGGUGUUUCCCCUCUUGAACUUCUCGUUGAGGUCCAACAUUGAUGAAUUCCUUUUUCCAAAUAAAACUCUUCUGGCAAAAGAUAACACCAGAUUUAUGUCCCUCACUCUUGUCCUACUAGCCUUUUGUUACUCGGCAGCGAUAGCCAUCCCUAACAUAUGGUACUUCUUCCAAUUCGUGGGAUCAACCUCUGUAAUCUGCCUCGCCUUCAUCUUCCCUGGCGCUAUUGCUCUCAGGGAUGCUUGUGGCAUAUCAACGACGAGGGAUAGGAUUUUGGCAGCAGUCAUGAUAAUUCUGGCUGUAACAACAAGCACAAUCGCCAUUUCUACCAACAUAUACAGCUUUUUUGCAGAAAAUGAGUCAUGACUUCUUUCCUGAUUCUUUUUUGGCAGAGGGAGGAGGAGAACACUCGUACCUUUUCUCGCAUUAUGAGGAUAAGAAAACCAGCAGGAUCACGCAUGCUCCAUCUCCUAUGGAGUGCCUUGUAGGAGCCAUCAAAUUGGAGGAACAAAUUUCCAUUGACAUCUAACACUUCAUAGUGCACAUCAAAGAGGCCACGAUGCUUCUUCUUGACAGCUAACUCCAGUGGAUAAGGCACACAUAAUCCACCUGCGACAACACUAAUCAUUGGAACCCCAUAUGCCAUCUCAGGAGUUGCCAUUGGAAUUUGAACGACUGCUUUGUAUAUCAAAAGUUCACAAUAUAAUUUGAAUUCUGAUUAAGUAUGGUAGUUUGUUUUAUGUUAGAAAUCUUGAUGUCUUUAUUGUUUGCAGUUUGGUGUGUGCCU